This is a messenger RNA of Manacus vitellinus (golden-collared manakin), 3528 nucleotides long. Its product is annotated as protocadherin gamma-A4-like. Gene Ontology annotation, biological process: homophilic cell-cell adhesion. The record is from RefSeq and is a predicted model, not a curated record. Lineage: Eukaryota; Metazoa; Chordata; Aves; Passeriformes; Pipridae. Gene Ontology annotation, molecular function: calcium ion binding. The transcript is spliced from 4 exons. The coding region runs from base 1 to 3528 and encodes 1175 amino acids. Gene Ontology annotation, cellular component: plasma membrane.
AUGUGCGCGGCGGGGAGGCGCUGGGGCCGGCGGCAGCGAGUGCUGCUGUGGGGCGUCCUGCUGGCGGCCUGGGAGGCGGCGUGGGGGCAGCUGCGCUACUCGGUGCCCGAGGAGAUGCCCAAGGGCUCGUUCGUGGGCGAUGUGGCCAAGGACCUGGGGCUGCAGCUGCCGGCGCUCAGCCACCGCGACGCCCACGUUUUUGACACAGGUAGGACACGGUACUUUUUUCUGGACUUGCAGAACGGCCACUUAUCUAUGAUGGAGCAGGUGGACAGGGAGGAGAUAUGCGCAGCUGUUCCUAAAUGCGUCCUAAAUUUUGAAAUUCUUGUAAAGCAGCCAAUGAAUAUUUACAAAGGGGAGGUAGAAAUACUGGAUAUUAAUGAUAAUGCUCCCAGUUUCCCAGAAAGAAGCAGUGUCUUAGAAAUCAUCGAGUAUACUGCACCAGGUGCCCGUUUCCCAUUGGAGAAAGCUCACGAUCCCGACAUAGGAGUGAACUCUUUACAGAAUUAUGAAUGUAGCGAGAGCAGCUAUUUCACCUUGGAUGUGAAAAACGGAGACGACGAUGUGAAAUAUCCAGAAUUAAUAUUGGUGAAAUCUUUGGAUCGGGAAGAGCAGGCUGUUCAUAAUUUGAUCCUAACAGCCACAGAUGGCGGGAGUCCGGUAAAAUCGGGAUCGACAACAAUACAAAUAGUUGUGUUAGAUGGAAAUGACAAUGCUCCAGAAUUUACUCAGUCUGUGUAUAAGGUGACCGUGAGAGAAGACGUGGCCGUGGGAACUCGGGUGUUACAGGUGACAGCGACUGACAGAGACGAGGGGCCAAACGCUGAGGUGAAAUAUUCGUUCUUUAAAAUCCCGGAGAAGUUCGACAAAACUUUUAAGCUAGAUCCUGAAAGUGGGGAAAUUGAAAUAACAGAGAAGUUGAAUUUCGAAGAACACGAGUUUUACGAAUUGGUCGUGCAAGCUCGGGAUGCGGGCGGACUCGCUUCCCACAGCAAGGUACACAUCAAGGUCGCUGAUGUGAACAACCACGUUCCCGAGAUUGUAAUUAUGUCCGUGUUCAGUCCCGUUCCAGAAGAUACACCGCUGGGAACAGUAAUCGCCAUUUUCAGCGUCCAAGACAGGGAUUCUGGGGCCAACGGCGAGGUGCAGUGCAGCAUCACGGAAAGCCUCCCGUUCCGCCUAGAGAAGUCAUUCGAUAAUUACUACCGUGUGGUGACUGCAGAGCUGUUGGACCGGGAGCAGGAGUGGGAGUACAACGUGACGGUGCGGGCGGCCGACGGCGGUCGUCCGUCGCUGCAGAGCAGCAGGGUGCUGUGUGUGCGGGUGCUGGACGUGAACGACAACGCGCCGGUGUUCUUGCAGGAGCGCUACAGCGCUCGGCUCAACAGUAACCGCCAUCAACAUCUCCCAGAAAGCAAUACAAAUCUGCGGGUGAACGAGAGGAUAGACCGAGAGGGCAUCUGCGGGGCCGUGUCGCCCUGCGUCCUCCGCUUGGAGGCAGUCAUGGAGAACCCUUUCGACAUGUUUCAUGUGAGCGUUACUAUCCAGGACAUCAAUGACAACGCACCGCGGUUUAACAAAGAAUUUGUUACCAUAGAAAUCAUCGAGUCGACGCCUCCUGGGAGCAGAUUCGCACUGGGCAGUGGCAGAGACCCCGACAUUGGGGCAAAUUCUUUACAGAAGUACGAACUUACCCCCAAUCCACUCUUCUCCCUCUUAGUGAGGGAGAGCUCUGAUGGGACGAAACACGCGGAACUGGUACUGGAGAAAAACUUAGACCGAGAAAAACAGAAAAAUCACCAUUUGAUACUGACGGCGCUGGAUGGUGGGGAUCCGGUCCGAUCCGGGACAGCCCAGAUUAAGAUUAACGUGACAGACGCAAAUGACAACCCACCAGUAUUCACCAAAGAGAUCUACAAGGUUCGACUGAUGGAAAACCUGCCAGAGGGCUCCUUAGCUUUUCAGGUGAAAGCUACUGACAGUGACGAAGGUACAAAUGCAGAAAUCGCCUACUCUUUCAGUGAUAUCGCAGACAGUGCUCGCCAGCUCUUCUCUCUGGACCCCAGGACAGGGGAUGUGAAGGUUACAGGCCCCUUAGAUUAUGAAGAAGGGAAAUAUUACGAAGCGACUGUUGAAGGCAAGGAUGGGGGUGGACUCACUGCACAAGCCAAAGUACACAUAGACAUUACAGACGUAAAUGACAAUGUGCCAACCCUUUCCCUCCUGCCUAUCUUGAACCCGAUACCCGAAGACUCAGUCCCGGGCACAGUCGUAGCUGUGAUCAAUGUUCGUGACAGAGACUCGGGAGAAAAUGGAGAAGUGAGCUGUAACAUGGACGGAAAUCUGCCUUUCAGAUUGGAAACGUCAUCAGAGAACACUUAUAAACUGAUAAUAGCCAGUACCCUGGACAGAGAAACAGUGUCCUCUUACAAUAUCACCAUCACUGCAAGGGACCGGGGCAGCCCGGCUCUGUCGAGCAGCACAGAGCUGGUGCUGGAGGUGUCGGACGUGAACGACAACGCGCCGGUGUUCGAGGAGGCGUCGUACAGCGCGUACGUGCGGGAGAACAACCCGGUGGGCGCGCUGGUGUUGCGCGUUGUCGCUCGGGACUUGGACUUGGGCGCGAACGGGCGCGUGAGCUACUGGCUGUCGGGCGGCAGCGCGGGCGCGUUGGGCGCGGCGCCGCCGGUGUCGGUGGAGGCGCGGAGCGGCGCGGUGUACGCGCAGCGCUCGUUGGACUACGAGCAGUGCCGCGAGUUCACGGUGGCCGUGCGGGCGCAGGACGGCGGGUCGCCGGCGCGCAGCUCGACGGCCACGGUGCGCGUGUUCGUGCUCGACCAGAACGACAACGCGCCGCGGGUGCUCUACCCGCCCCCGCCGGCGGCGUCGGGAGCGGCGCCGGGCUCGGUGGGUUCGGCUUUCGAGGUGGUGCCGCGUUCGGCGUCGUCCGGGUACCUGGUGGGCAAGGUGGUGGCGGUGGACGCGGACGCGGGGCGCAACGCGUGGCUGUCGUACGAGCUGGUGCAGGCGUCGGAGCCGGCGCUGUUCCGCGUGGGGCUGCAGAGCGGCGAGGUGCGCACGGCGCGGGCCGUGUCGGAGAGGGACGCGGCCAAGCAGCGCCUGGUGGCCGUGGUGAAGGACCACGGGGAGCCGGCGCUGUCGGCCACGGCCACGCUGCACGUGGUGCUGGCCGAGAGCUUGCAGGAGGCGCUGCCGGAGCUGCAGCAGCUGCUGGCGGCGGGCAGCGGCGCCUUGCGCGGCGUGCCGGCCACGCACUUCGUGGGCAUCGACGGCGUGCGCGCCUUCCUGCACUCCUACUCGCACGACGUGUCUCUCACGGCCGACUCGCGCAAGAGCCACCUCCGCUUCUCGGCCGCCAGCUGCUGCGACACCCUGCCGGCCCGGCCGCCGCCCGACGAGCCCGCGCCGCUGCUCGGAGACCAGGAACCUGCCGGUGCCCAGCAGGCCGACCCCGUCCCUCUCCCGGUGAGUUCAUUUUACCUCACUUUCCUUCCUUUCCUUUCUUAA